AUGAAAGACAUCUUGUCCAAGAAGAAAAAACUCACUGAUAUUGAAACUAUUGCACUCACAGAAGGCUGUAGUGCUAUUUUGACAAACAAGUUGCCCCCUAAAUUGAAAGAUCCUGGAAGCUUUACCAUUCCAUGUUUGAUUGACAACCAUUAUUUGGGCAAGGCUUUAUGUGAUUUGGGAGCUAGAUUCAACCUCAUACCAUUAUCUACUUUCAGAAAAUUGGGAAUUGCUGAUUUUAUCAUACUUGACUACGAAGUAGACAAUGAGGUUCCCAUAAUUUUGGGACGACCAUUUUUAGACACCGGUCCAACUCUCAUUGAUGUUUAUAAAGGAGGACUAACCAUGCGACUUAACGAUGAGCAAGUUACCUUCAGUAUUUUUGAGUUUGUUCAUCACAAGGAUAAGGCAGAGUGCCAUGCUGUCGAUGUGCUAGAUGAUUUAAUUGAGGAAGAAUUCUACAACCAAAGCACAAUCCUUCCUGAAGAAAUUGUAGUGGCAUCUGAGGCGGAAUCCUUAGAUAAUUAUUGCAGCACGGUUGAAGCUACUAAUAUUGAAAUCAAGCACAGAUGGAAAAUUGAAUCCUUAGACUUAACCAACAGAACAAAUCCAAUUUUCUAA
Molecule: messenger RNA, 618 nt
Organism: Gossypium arboreum
Lineage: Eukaryota; Viridiplantae; Streptophyta; Magnoliopsida; Malvales; Malvaceae
Exons: 2
Coding region: 1-618 (205 amino acids)
Source: RefSeq, a predicted model, not a curated record